GUGUUUUACAUUUCUACUCUAAAAUAAACAAAAACAAAACAAAACAAAACAAAACAAAACUCACUCUCCAAUUCAUCUUCUCUGCUAAAGGUUACUCAUAUUAAAAACUAUCAGUCUCAACUAUUAGAUUUAGGAAAACCACAGCCUGGAAAAAGCAAAAAGGAAAACAAAAAACAAAAAAGAAAAAAAGAAAACAAAGACGGUUUUGAUCUCCAUCUUUCUUCUCCCUAUAACUCUGUUGGUUUCAAAUGUUGAAGCUGUUCUUCCGUUUACUGUAUUCAUCAGUUCUUAGUCUGUUUCCUCUACAUUGCAACAGGAGUUGUUAGAAGGUUUAAUUAUUUAGCAGCAGAUGGCAGCUGAGCUCGUCAAUUUGGCAACAAGUGAUAAACUACCUGAAGUGGAUUGGACUAAGAAUAUUGAAAUUUGUGAAUUAGUAGGCCGUGAUCAGAGACAAGCUAGAGAUGUUGUUAAAGCUAUUAAGAAACGGCUGGGGAGUAAGAACCCAAAUGCUCAGCUAUAUGCAGUGAUGUUGUUAGAGAUGCUGAUGAACAAUAUCGGAGAACCUGUUCAUAAAGAGGUGAUUGAUACAGGGGUUUUGCCUAUUCUUGUGAAGAUAGUCAAGAAAAAGACAGAUUUGCCUGUACGAGAGAGAAUAUUUCUUCUUCUGGAUGCUACACAGACAUCACUUGGUGGUUCUUCUGGAAAGUUCCCUCAGUAUUAUUCUGCAUAUUAUGAUUUGGUGAGUGCAGGAGUACAAUUUCCUCAAAGGCCUCCGGAAACACAAACAAACAAUCCCACUUCACAAUCAAAUAAAAGAAGUACACUUAACGGUGAGCUUGUUGCCUCUAGACAUGAAGAGGUUGCUCAAAAAGCAGAGGCUCAAGUUGUUCCUGAAUCUAGUAUUAUUCAGAAGGCUAGUAAUGUCCUAGAGGUUUUCAAAGAAGUCCUUGAUGCUGUUGAUUCUCAAAAUCCAGAGGGAGCAAAGGAUGAGUUUACUCUUGAUCUCGUGGAACAGUGUUCAUUCCAAAAGCAGCGAGUAAUGCAUCUUGUGAUGACUUCUCGGUUACUUGUGGGAUCUCCAGCGGACAGUAACUUAUAUUCUUUUCAGAAAAACCACCUAAAAGUUUUGAAUUGCCAUGCCAACACAUCCAUUCUCUUACUUCCCGUCAAAUACGAUUGGAGCAGCCAUAGUCAAGCACCGAAAGCAAAGGGUCCAAUAGGUUCAGCCAGUCUAGAAUCUCCUAGGGGCACUACAAUUGUUUGGAAAUUCACAAAGUUGGAUGUUCUUGGACCACCUAUGAGGAGUAAUAAUUUAGGAAAGUUGGCAAAAUUGGAACAACCUAAAACUGCCGCAGAGCGAAUAGUUUUCCAGCAAAUGUUUCAAGUCUCAAUAGUUUUGUGGGCCUUUAAGCUUUGGUUCUAUCAGCUACGUUUGGAAGCAGAUAAUGAUGUUAAACAUAUGGAGUCUAUUUAUAUAUCUAUUUCCUGGUUCAAAUGCUGCCCCUUUGCAAUGCUUGACAGAUUACGAAAAGGGAAGGCUUGUGCAAGGCCUGUAGAUGAAGUGAACUCAGAAGAGCGCCUCUCUAUGGGCUUGCUUGGAUCUUCUAUUGCAGGAGAGAGGUUGAAUCGUCCCCUUAUAAGGCCAAUUAUUAGUUCAGAUCAGCCACAUGAACCUCUUGUGAACCCUCCACCUGUGGCAAUUCCACCUCCCCCUGCAAAACAUGUAGAGAGGGAGAGAUUCUUUCAGGAAAAGAAGGUUGAUGGUUCUGGUGUGACUGGCCACAUGAGGGGUCUCUCAUUACAUAGUCGCAACGCCAGCAGUUCUCGCAGUGGAAGCAUAGAUUUUAGUGAUUGACCACUCCGUAGAAAUAGGUUGUGGUGUGCUGGUUUGUAUUUAAUUAGUGAACUUUUUUAUGGUUUCUCAUAUUUUCUACUACGCUGGACUGUUUUUUAUGGAGUAGAGAAAAGUUUAUAGCUGCAGAACUACAAAUGGUGCUUUUUUGAGAUUGCUUGUAUUUAGAGUACUAUACUAUUACUUGUGAAGAGCUCUAGCCUCAGAUUGCACAUUAAGCAAUUGUUUCUAUACAUGUUUCAUUGGUAUUUUGGGCCUUCA
This is a messenger RNA of Jatropha curcas, 2113 nucleotides long. Lineage: Eukaryota; Viridiplantae; Streptophyta; Magnoliopsida; Malpighiales; Euphorbiaceae. The record is from RefSeq and is a predicted model, not a curated record.